UCUCUCUCCUCUUCCUCCUCCUCCUCUUCGGGAUCCAGGCCGCAAACAUGGAGGGCAGGGCGGCAGCGGCGGGGGGACAAGGCGCUAUGGAGGGCGGCAGCGGAGGAGGAGGAGGCCCGGGCCCGGUUCGCAGGCCGAGCCGCUUCCCCUCGCUGCCCCCGGCGGCCCCGUCAGCGGCUGGAGCAGGGCCGUCCUCCAGCGCCUCCGGGUCCCGGCAGCCGAGUGUGGAGGCCCUGGACAGUCCCACAGGAUCCCAUGUUGAAUGGUGUAAACAACUCAUUGCUGCUACAAUUUCUAGCCAGAUUUCAGGUUCUGUGCCCUCAGACACUGUAUCUAGAGAAUACCGGGUAUACAAGAGGCCUACUAUAAGGGAGAUUCAGGAUGGACACAAUGGCUAUACUUCUGACGCAGAAGUUGAUCAGGCACUGAGGGAUGGAAACAAACUCGCUCAGAUGGAAGAAGCUCCACUUUUUCCUGGAGAAUCAAUCAAAUCUAUCGCUAAAGAUGUCAUGUAUAUCUGUCCAUUUAUUGGAGCCAUCAGUGGUACGCUGACAGUGACGGAUUUCAAAAUGUAUUUCAAGAAUGUUGAGCGGGAUCCACAUUUUAUUCUUGAUGUUCCUCUUGGAGUCAUAAACAGGGUUGAAAAGAUUGGAGUGCAGAGCCAUGGAGACAACUCCUGUGGUAUAGAAAUUGUUUGCAAGGAUAUGAGAAACCUGCGGUUUGCCUAUAAACAGGAAGAACAUAGACUGGAGAUUUUUCAAAACCUUAUUACUCGAGCAUUUCCUGUUUCUCAUGGGCUGCCGUUCUUUGCAUUCAGCUAUAAAGAGAAAUUUCCCACAAAUGGUUGGAAAGUUUAUGAUCCAAUAGCAGAGUACAAGAGGCAGGGCUUACCCAAUGAGAGUUGGAAAAUAUCCAAAAUUAACAGCACAUAUGAAUUUUGUGACACAUAUCCUGCCAUUCUUGUUGUGCCAACCAGUGUAAAAGAUGAUGACCUCUCCAGAGUAGCAGCAUUCAGGGCAAAAGGCAGAGUUCCAGUGUUAUCUUGGAUCCACCCUGAAAGCCAAGCCACCAUUACACGCUGCAGCCAACCUCUUGUAGGCCCAAAUGACAAACGAUGCAAAGAAGACGAGAAGUACCUGCAGACUAUCAUGGAUGCCAAUGCUCAGUCUCACAAGCUUUUCAUCUUUGAUGCCAGACAGAACAGUGUUGCAGAUGCAAAUAAGGCAAAAGGUGGUGGAUAUGAAAGUGAAAGUGCCUAUCCAAAUGUGGAGUUGGUUUUCUUGGAAAUUCCAAAUAUCCAUGUAAUGAGAGAAUCUCUGCGUAAGCUGAAGGAAAUUGUUUACCCUACAAUUGAUGAGUCUCGGUGGCUGUCCAAUGUGGAAAGUACACACUGGCUGGAAUAUAUACGGAUGCUUCUUGCUGGUGCAGUGAGAAUUGCUGACAAAAUUGAAUCUGGUAAAACCUCAGUGGUGGUACACUGCAGCGAUGGCUGGGACCGUACAGCUCAGCUAACUUCUUUAGCCAUGCUGAUGUUGGACGGUCAUUACAGAACCAUCAAAGGUUUUGAGGCUCUCUUAGAGAAGGAGUGGAUGAGUUUUGGACACCGUUUUGCAAUGCGAGUAGGUCAUGGGGACAAUGAUCAUGCUGACGCUGACAGAUCACCCAUCUUCCUUCAGUUCAUAGAUUGUGUUUGGCAAAUGACAAAGCAGUUUCCAGCAGCCUUUGAAUUCAACGAGCUGUUUUUGAUCACCAUUUUGGAUCAUCUUUAUAGCUGUCUCUUUGGCACCUUUUUGUACAAUUCUGAACAUCAGCGAGUUAAAGAGGAAAUAAGCACCAGGACUAUUUCUCUGUGGUCCUAUGUUAAUAGUCAGCUUGAUGAAUUCAGUAACCCCUUCUUUGUAAAUUACGAAAACCAUGUCCUGUAUCCAGUCGCCAGUCUAAGCCAUUUGGAAUUGUGGGUAAACUAUUAUGUACGAUGGAAUCCACGAAUGAGACCUCAGAUGCCAAUUCAUCAGAAUCUGAAAGAACUCCUUGCCAUCAGAGCCGAACUUCAAAAGCGGGUGGAAGAAUUGCAGCGGGAAGCAGCCACACGCUCCAUUUCUUCCUCUUCAGACCGAGGGUCAUCUCCUGCAGCCACACCGGUUCAUACCUCCGUCUGAUGCAGGACUGAGAUCAAGGUACAUGUCUAUCAUGCAGACAGUGCAUUCUUUGGAGUAUUACGAGGCAGCAUUUCUGUUUUCCUGGUGUCCAUCACACCCAGGCCAAAAGUGUUUACUUGAACAUUGUACAUUGGGGGUUGCUAGAAUUUCUUAUAUACGUCUUCUUGGUGUCUCUUAACUGAAUUUGCAAUAGGAAAGUUGACUUUCGGCAAACUGGGUGAAAACCAGGAAUUCAUCCGUUAGGAAGAUGGUCCAGCAACACCCCAACAGGACUGUCAAGAGAUCAUGAUCUCUGAAAGGGGAACCUAUUUGGUUUCUUUGGUACUUCAUACACUUUUCUUAGAGAAGAAAAAGCCACAUCAAAUACUAUGUUUCUUUGAAUAUGCUCUGAUGCACUUUGAAAAUGGAUUUAAUUUUUUUAAUACUGUAGGCAUUUGUAUAUUUUGAAUAAAUAUGCCCUUGAAUAAUGAACAGGAUUUGCCAACUGUGAGACCCCUCAUCAUUGUAAAAUUAUCCUUGAAAUUCUAAUUACUAAAUAAUUAUUUUCCAGGUUUAUUGUUAUUGUCCACUUUCAUCCACAGGAGUUCAGAUGCCGAGCUGACUCAGUCAUGUCAUUGAUCUAUAUACAAAAUUUUGGUUAAAUAACCUUUUCAUCUCAUUAAAUGUGUGAAUCGCAAGUUCAAGUAUUUUCUCUAUCAUAUCAUGUUAACAAACAAAAACCCAGGAGCCCUAUUUUUACCGCAUACACCUCUAUGCAAGGCCAAAUGCUUGUAUUAAACAGUGUACAGAAAAUAGUCUUUUCACAAAUUUUGGAGAAAGUAGUUGGUUGUGAUGAUGAUAGAUAAAAAGAUUUUAGAACAGUCAUAAUUUGGUUCCUUGAAUAAAGACUGUUGUGGUUUUGUAA
Messenger RNA from Sceloporus undulatus (fence lizard), 3063 nucleotides. It is a transcript of the gene MTMR1, whose product is annotated as myotubularin related protein 1. NCBI's taxonomy places the organism in Eukaryota, Metazoa, Chordata, Lepidosauria, Squamata, Phrynosomatidae. The record is from RefSeq and is a predicted model, not a curated record. Gene Ontology annotation, biological process: phosphatidylinositol dephosphorylation. The transcript is spliced from 17 exons. Bases 48 to 2159 code for a protein of 703 amino acids. Gene Ontology annotation, molecular function: phosphatidylinositol-3,5-bisphosphate 3-phosphatase activity.